This is a messenger RNA of Volvox carteri f. nagariensis, 459 nucleotides long. RefSeq lists its product as uncharacterized. The record is from RefSeq and is a predicted model, not a curated record. Bases 1 to 459 code for a protein of 152 amino acids. Lineage: Eukaryota; Viridiplantae; Chlorophyta; Chlorophyceae; Chlamydomonadales; Volvocaceae. The transcript is spliced from 2 exons.
AUGAAACCCGGAUUCGGGGGUAAGAAGAACAAAAAGAAGAAGCAGAAGAAGGCAAAAUCCAAAAAGAAUGCUGAUGCAACCAUGGAGGAUGCCGGAGCUAUGUCGUCGGACGACGGCAUCGACUACACCGUUCCCAAGGACACCAGCGUUACGGCGGAGCUAUCGGCCAAGGAUCGUCAAAAGUCCAAAAUUGCUUUAAAGGCGGCGCUGAAAGUUAAAGUCGCCAAGCUGAAGCAGGCCAGGGCUAAGCUGACCAAGGUGCCAGGAAACAAGGUGCAGCGCGUGGAGGUUUCGGAAGCCAAGCAAGAGGCCCUCCUGGAGCUAAGGGAGCUCCAAAAAGACAAAACGCAGAAGAAGAAGAGCGGCAAGAAGAACAAGAACAAGAGCAGCGGCGGCGCAGCAAACGGCGGCCAGCAGACGAGAGCGGGAGCGGGGGGUGAGGCCAUGGAUGCGGAUUAA